Molecule: messenger RNA, 1164 nt
Organism: Trichoderma aggressivum f. europaeum
Lineage: Eukaryota; Fungi; Ascomycota; Sordariomycetes; Hypocreales; Hypocreaceae
Exons: 1
Coding region: 1-1164 (387 amino acids)
Source: RefSeq, a predicted model, not a curated record
AUGCGAGUUGACUAUGAGCCUGUGCAGAAGAAGUGGGAGGCCGCUCAUGCAGCAUGGCGUGCAGAGAAGAAGCGAAGGGACAAUGAAGCUUUCAAGCUCUCCAGGACACCCAGUGAAAGGGCGGCCUUGGAUCCCGAACGAUUCCUUGCCAUGUACUUUUUGACGGACGGGAGGCCGGAUGCGACCAAAGUUAGAAAAGCACUGGCUCUGCACAAUGUGCAGAACGUACGGAAAUUUGAGAAAAUGGCCAAAAAAACUGUCCCCGGCCUGUAUACCUGGAACGGUCCUGACCGGUUUGCCAGCAAUGUCUACAUCGGAUGGGAUAUAGAUGAGGUUGUCGAUUUGGGAAUGAGAACAUCAAAAGAUGAAGAAAAGGCAAACAAAGCCCAGCAAAAGGCAUUGUGGGAACAGCAGCUGGAAAGACACCGGGAAUAUGUCGCUCAAGCGCGGGUCGGAGAGCCCAGCAAAGGGCCAAAGAAACAUCCCGAGGGGUUCAGUCUUGAUCGAUGCAAGGGAUCUUACGUUAUCCAUUGCAAGGAGACCACAGAAGAAUAUCUGAGUAUUCUAAAGGGACACACUCUCACGAUGGAUAUAUGGAGCCGAGAUGAAACUACUCUGUGCGCGGCCUUUGACUUUGGCAUACUGGAGGGAACUAUGAUCCUCGGCAUGACUGAGGACCUGCUCAAAGACGAUCCCUUCGAAUCCGACCAAGACCUUGAAGCCCGUUUCAGUGAUGAAGAUGUGGACGAAAUUGAUCCGGAAGAGGAAAUUCGUCGUUUUCAAAUCUCCGCCAAUCGAAGGAAGCGCAAAGCGACUGAAGCUGAAUUGGCUGAACUGGCCGCCAAACGGCAAGCCAAGGAAAUGAGACGCGCGGCAGAGCCCGUCCCUGAAUUCCUACAACGCCGUGUGUACUUCCGGCUUCGUAGCCGCUUGACUGCCGUGGGCGACAUCAAUCCUGCCCCUGAAGCUGGCCACCUAGAUUUCCGCAGCGAUGACUGUGUGGAAUUCUCUGGUCGAGUCUAUUUACUAUCGUGGAUUGGUAAAAACGUCUGGUUUCGGGGCCACAAAGUGUCAGACACGCCGCGCGUGGAGCCGGAAGACUGGAGUUCAUUUCCUAUAAAAUCUGGGUUCAAGUAUAUACAAUCGGAUGUAAAGAACUUAUAG